This is a messenger RNA of Musca domestica (house fly), 1661 nucleotides long. RefSeq names its product serine protease persephone. Bases 281 to 1633 code for a protein of 450 amino acids. The record is from RefSeq and is a predicted model, not a curated record. Lineage: Eukaryota; Metazoa; Arthropoda; Insecta; Diptera; Muscidae. The transcript is spliced from 5 exons. Gene Ontology annotation, biological process: proteolysis. Gene Ontology annotation, molecular function: serine-type endopeptidase activity.
CCGAAAUAUUGAAAACAAAUGGGUUCUGCGGUCUGACCUUUAUUUUAUUACACAGAUUAAGUAGCCGGUUCGACGGAAUACUGAUAAAAAGAAAUUCAAUUUCGAAACAAAACAAAAAAUACAUACGUACGUCACUGUUGGAACAACAUCGAAAUGUGCACCAUGGAUCUGCGUAAGAAACAUUCAUCGAGACAGUCUUGUUUCAAAUCCAAAGAAGUAUGAUUCGUUUUGUUUACGCUCAUUAAUAAUUUCGGCUUGUUGAUUUUCAAAUCGUAGAACGAUGAAUUUAAUAGGAAUCUUUUUCUUAUCAUUGCACAUAAUUUCGGUUAUUUCCCAACGCAACUGGAAUAACGAUAAUGAUAACAUUAUUUUCCCAGGUCCAACAAAUGCUCGCGAAGUUUAUUUAAAAUCACAAUUAUCGAAUGUCGUUAACAACAAUUUAAAUAUUCUCGAAAAUAAUAUACUUGUUGCGGAGAAUCCUAGACAGCCAAUAUUGGGUCAAGCGAAUAUUGGUUUUAUUUCAGACCAGAGAAGAUCACAAACGCUUAACAGCGAAGGAUUCCUCUCACAAGGACGAAGAGAACCAGAAAUUUCAUCAGGUUUUAAUGCCGACAGAAGGAGACAACCUUUAUUGCAAACAUUCAAUAAUGGAGGAAAUUUUCCACAAGACACAAGAGAACAGCCAUCAAUUAACGUAUCUGAACGGGAAACCAGAAAUGAGCCAAUUGCAGCAUCAUCGAAUGCCGGAAUAAGAAGUGAACAAUCACUGCCAGAAAACAACAAUAUACGGCUGUGUGAAAGAAAAUAUGGCGAAUAUAUACAACGUAUUUUUCCCGAUGAUUCAGACAUAGCCAGCGAUGCAAACGAAUCGAAAUUUGAUGGUAGAAGUUUAGCUGCACCAGGCGAAUAUCCUCACAUGACUGCUUUGGGUUUUGUCACAACCAUCGGCACAAUUGAUUACAAAUGCGGAGGAAGCCUUAUCAGUGAUAAAUUUGUAAUAACAGCUGCUCAUUGUACAAACAUUGGAGGAGAAGUUCCAACAAAAGUUCGUAUUGGUGACCUUAAUCUGAAGGUAGAAGAAAGUUACCUUGAGCCACAAAUUCGAACUAUUAUUAAUAUCUACAACCAUCCGGACUAUAGAACGACGUCAUAUUACAAUGACAUUGCCUUACUGGAACUGCACAGUGAAGUUGUGUUAACGGAAUUUGUUAGACCGAUACGUUUGUGGAUACAUCCAUCAUUUCCAUUCCCUGUGGCCUAUGCCAUGGGUUAUGGCUCGACUUCCUUCGCCAAGGAACGUACAAAUCGUUUGACUCAUCUCAAUAUGACCAUUGUGCCGAAUGAUGAAUGUAAUCGUGAACUGCCUCCGAUUCCCGAAACAGAAGAAGGCAUUAUCUUUAGUCAAAUGUGUGCAAAGGACUAUGCUCUCAAUCGUGACACAUGCCAAGGCGAUUCGGGUGGCCCCUUACAAUUAAAUAUUCGUGGUCGUCGUAGAAGUAAUCGUUUACAUUACCAUUUGAUUGGUAUCACAUCAUAUGGACUGUACUGCCGUAGUGGUUAUCCAAGUAUUUUCACAAGAGUUUAUUCAUAUUUAGAUUGGAUAGAGAGAAUUGUUUGGAGGGAUGAAUUUUAAAAUACACAUAAAGAUAUUUUUGUUUAAA